Molecule: messenger RNA, 8713 nt
Organism: Equus quagga
Lineage: Eukaryota; Metazoa; Chordata; Mammalia; Perissodactyla; Equidae
Gene: DHX34
Product: DExH-box helicase 34
Exons: 17
Coding region: 2876-6319 (1147 amino acids)
Biological process (GO): nuclear-transcribed mRNA catabolic process, nonsense-mediated decay
Cellular component (GO): intracellular anatomical structure
Molecular function (GO): RNA binding; ATP binding
Source: RefSeq, a predicted model, not a curated record
CCCCGGGGGGGAGCGGACGGAGGUGGGGCCUGAGCGUCCCCGAGAGAACCUGGGGGACAGAGAGGCCCGAGAGGGAAAGAAAUGGAGGCAUGCAAAGAAGCUUCCAGAGCCUGAGGGACCGAGAGACAGGGAGGUCGAGGGAGGAGGGAAGCUGAGAACCAGGAGACCGAGGGCAAGAGGCUGAUGGUUCCACCGCGAGCCGCUCGCGGAGCCCGGGAGAGCAGUGUGCUCGUCCCGCGGACUGGGGACAUGCGGGAAGCGGAGACAGAAAUAGGCUGAGGCGAGGACAGUUUAAGUGGAGGAACGAGGACUGAGUGACGGGCAGAGUCGGACGCACCUGGAAGGGUGGAGACAGCGCCAUAGGGAGAACCUGGCAGAGCUGCCACGAGAGGGAUCGAGAGACGGGAGGAGCCGGCCAAGGGAGACUUGGAGAGGAAAGCGGAGAUGAGAAGGAGCGAGAUGGAUGGGGAAGCGGGGGUCAAGGCAGGAAGAAUGGAGGAAUCCUCAGUAUGGAGAGAGAUAAAGAGACAGUGCAGCCGGAGAGAUGGAGGGAGAGCGGAUAGACAGUGUCGAACUUAAACACGGAGGGAUAAAGCCAGGCGAUGGAGAAUCAGGGGAAAAUGGAGAAAGAGGAGCAAAACCUGAAUCCCUGGGCUUGACUUCCUCACCUGCCACUUACUACCUGCUUGACCUCUCUGUGGCUCAGUGAAAUAGCUGUAACAGCAUCUUCUUAGGGUUGUGAGAAAAGUGUACGUGUGUAUGUGCGCAUGUGCAUAUAUAUGAGUGAUUUGGUAUAGUACCUGAUACACCAGUGAGCGUUAGCUAUUGUGAAAGCCUCCGCCAAUUGGGAGACGGAAUAUCCGAUGGAGAAGUGGAGAGAGAUGGAGAGAUCGUCAGGAUGGAGGAAGAGACAGUGAUGGAGGAGGAAGAACUGGGGAGAGACAAAAAUGGAGAGUCAGAAAAUGAGAAAGUCAGGUGGAGGAAGAUAGUUGGAGAGAAAAUCAGAUUAAAAAAUAGAAUCAGAGUGGGAGAGAAUCAGACCAAUGAAGUGAGAUGGGCCCAGACUAGGAAAGGGAGGAGAGAGGAGGAGGGUGAGCAAGAUGGACUGGAAAAGACAAGACUGAGACCUGAAGAUGGAGAGCCAGAGAGGAGGAAAUGGGGAAGCAGAGAAAACCUGGAAAAGCCGUCAGGCUAGGAAAGAUAGGCCAGGAGACCAAGAGAUGGUCAGAGAGACAGUCAGAGAGAAACCAGCAGAUCCAGACAAUUGAAGAGGUUGACGAAGAGAACAGACUCCUGGAGAGCCAUGAGGAUGCUCUCAGAUGCGUGCAUGGGCGGCUUGCAGCCCGAGAGGCACGCUCUCCAUUUCAUUGUCCCUGUCCUAUUCUGAGGAUCACUGCCUCAGUAUCACAGCAGCCUUUCAAGGCCUUGUCCUUUUCCUUUCCUCCUAAAACAGGAGUUUCCUCUGAAGCCAGGGUGGCAUCACCCAGCCCAGGUGUUCACCAGGAAGUGACGUGCGCUCCCCACAAGCUGCCGCUUCUGUGGGAAACAGCUCUGGGUUCACAAGCUCUUCCUCAGUUGAAACCCUUACCCAGCUCUAAUAACCCUCAGGGUCGGCCUGAGUUCCCGCUGAGACUCAGAGAUCCAGUCUCUGAGCUCUGUUCCCUGGUGGCCCUUGAGAGGCUGAAGGCAGAGUGGGUGAAAACAUUGUGAAGGCGAAUUGUGGCCUCUUGAGUGUGAUUUUCCCCAGGUUACGUGUCCCCCCUUCUCUCGCCAUUUUCCCCGUGUUGGUCAUCACGGGGACGAAGCACUGGACUUGAGAGCCAGUGACUAGUGACCUUGUCUGUGUCUACGUGGUGAUAAACACUGCGGUGUGUUGAGAUAGGUAUGUCCCCAUCUCAUAGAUGUAGAAAUCAGCCUCAAAGAAGUGACUUUGCCGCUGGUCACGCAUCUAGUAAAUGACGAAGCUGAGAUGCAAACCCAGAUCUGCUUGCCUCCACAGCCUUUACCACGGAGGCUCUGAUCAUUUAAGAAUCUGAGUGACCGACAUCCCUCCGGAAAACUGCACGGACGAGGAUGUGCUCUGUCUUAGUUAGGACUGAGGCAGCUGAAAGUCAGAACCCCAACUGGAAGCCGAGAUUUUCUUGCGUAGCCGGGAAGUGGAGGGUUGGAGGGAACGUAGCCCCAAGCACUGAGUGAGGUUGCCAGGCUUCCCCCCUUCUGUCCUUGUCGUGGCUCGGUGCCAUCCUUGUGCAUGCUCCUCCUCGCUGUGCCCACAUGUGGGCUCUUUUCUAGGGAAGGCUCAUCUUCAGGGGCUACUACAAAUGGCCCUGGGUUUAUGUCAUCUUUGCGUAGCCACAGUAGGUAAAAUGACAGCUCUCUCCUAGUAACUGAGUGUAAAUUCCAGAGAAAGGCCCCGAUUGGCCCUCCUCGGGUCCUGUGUCCGCUCCUCAGACCCAUCACUGGUUGAAGGGGGUGAAGGGUACCAUGAGUGGCCAGCCCUUGGUCACCUGCCCAACUGGUCGGGGGUCUCUGACUUAUGGCUCUCAGGACCGUGUGGAAUCCAGGAAGGGCUGCCCUCCCAAGGAAGGGCCUGCAAACCCAGGAUGAACGCGUGUCCAUCCCAAGAUCGCUGCAGGAGUUGUGAGGUGCCCUGUGUGUCACCAGUGUGACCCAGGCCCCGGGCCGUUUACUCUGUCAUUGCCUGCAGGUGUCCUGUGGCAUUGGUGAGGAGGCACACUGGCUCUGUGAGGAGGAAGUGGUUCCUUACUGCACGCUCUGACCUCUCCCUGCGGGAGGUGGGGAAUAGAGGAGAAGAUUCGGUCCAGGUGAUCAGCCCCGAGGCCGGUUUUGCGACAGCAUCGUGACCAGCCAGAUCAUGCCUCCUCCCAGGACAAGGGAGGGCAGGGAUCACCGAGACCGACCCCAGGCGCCCAGGGAGAAGGAGGCCCCGGAGAAAUGGGACUGGAACUGUCCAGAGACACGUCGUCUCUUCGAAGAUGCCUUCUUCCGUGACGAGGAUUAUAUCCGCCAGGGUUCCGAGGAGUGCCAGAAGUUCUGGACCUUCUUUGAACGCUUGCAGAAAUUCCAGCAUCUCAAGACGGCCCGGAAGGAGGAGAAGGAUGCUGGGCCCCCGGAGCGCAGCAUCCCGGCGCUGGCCGACCUGCCUCGCGCUUACGACCCGCGUUACCGCAUCAACCUCUCCGUCCUCGGCCCCGACCCUCGGGGCUCUUGGGGGCCGGGCGGCCGCCUGCCCCGGGACAGAGUGUCCGAGUUCCGCCGAGCCCUCUUGCACUAUCUGGACUUCGGCCAGAAGCAGGCGUUCGGACGGCUGGCCAAACUGCAGCGGGAGCGCGCGGCGCUUCCCAUCGCCCAGUACGCAAGCCGCAUCCUGCAGACGCUGGAGCGGCACCAGGUGGUGGUGGUGGCGGGCGACACGGGCUGUGGCAAGUCCACUCAGGUGCCGCAGUACCUGCUGGCCGCCGGCUUCAGUCACGUGGCCUGCACCCAGCCCCGGAGGAUCGCCUGCAUCUCACUGGCCAAGCGCGUGGGCUUUGAGAGCCUCAGUCAGUACGGCUCCCAGGUCGGCUACCAGAUCCGCUUUGAGAGCACGCGUUCGCCGGCCACCAAGAUCGUGUUCCUGACGGUGGGGCUGCUCCUGAGGCAGCUGCAGCGGGAGCCGCGCCUGCCGCAGUACCAGGUCCUCAUCGUGGACGAGGUCCACGAGCGGCACCUCCACAACGACUUCCUCCUGGGCGUCCUGCGGCGCCUGCUGCCCCAGCGGCCUGACCUCAAGGUCGUCCUCAUGUCGGCCACCAUCAACAUCUCGCUCUUCUCCAGCUACUUCGGUGACGCGCCGGUGGUGCAGGUGCCCGGAAGGCUCUUCCCCAUCACGGUCGUGUACCAGCCGCAGGAGGCGGAGCCGACGACGUCCAAGUCAGAGAAGCUGGACCCGCGGCCUUUCCUGAGGGUGCUGGAGGCCAUUGACAGCAAGUACCCCCCCGAGGAGCGGGGCGACCUCCUGGUCUUCCUCAGCGGCAUGGCGGAGAUCAGCGCUGUGCUCGAGGCCGCCCAGCCCUACGCCAGCCACACUCAGCGCUGGGUGGUGCUGCCGCUGCACAGCGCCCUCUCUGUGGCCGACCAGGACAAGGUUUUCGAUGUAGCGCCCCCUGGAGUCCGGAAAUGCAUCCUCUCCACCAACAUCGCCGAGACCUCGGUCACCAUUGAUGGGAUCCGCUUCGUAGUAGAUUCUGGGAAAGUGAAGGAGAUGAGCUGCGACCCCCAGGCCAAGCUGCAGCGGUUGCAGGAGUUCUGGAUCAGCCAGGCCAGCGCCGAGCAGCGCAAGGGCCGGGCGGGCCGCACGGGCCCCGGGGUCUGCUUCCGCCUCUACGCCGAGUCGGACUACGACGCCUUCGCCCCCUACCCGGUCCCAGAGAUCCGCAGGGUCGCCCUCGAUGCGCUGGUGCUGCAGAUGAAGAGCAUGAGCGUCGGGGACCCCCGAACCUUCCCCUUCAUUGAACCCCCGCCGCCAGCCAGCCUGGAAACGGCCAUCCUCUACCUCCGCGACCAGGGGGCCCUGGACAGCUCGGAGGCCCUCACCCCCAUCGGGUCGCUGCUGGCCCAGCUCCCUGUGGACGUCGUGAUUGGGAAGAUGCUGAUCCUGGGCUCCACGUUCCGCCUGGCGGAGCCUGUGCUCACCAUCGCCGCUGCCCUCAGCGUCCAGUCGCCCUUCACCCGCAGCGCCCAGGGCAACCCAGAGUGUGCGGCAGCCCGGCGGCCCCUGGAGAGCGACCAGGGCGACCCCUUCACGCUCUUCAACAUCUUUAAUGCCUGGGUGCAGGUGAAGUGCGAGCGGAGCAGUAACUCUCGCAAGUGGUGCCGCCGCCGGGGCAUCGAGGAGCACCGGCUGUACGAGAUGGCCAACCUGCGGCGCCAGUUCAAGGAACUGCUGGAGGACCACGGGCUGCUGGCUGGGGCGCAGGCCCUGGAGCCGGGGGACAGUUACAGCCGGCUGCGGCAGCGCCGGGAGCGCCAGGCCCUGUUCCAGCUGAAGCGCCAGCACGAGGAGGGCGGGGCACGCAGGCGCAAGGUGCUGCGGCUCGGGGACCAGGACGGCGGCUCCAGCGACGAGGACCCGGCCCGCCCAGCCUCCCAGGGGGCCGGUGGUAGCGUGGACAUCCAGGAUGUGAAGUUCAAGCUGCGGCACAACCUGGAGCAGCUGCGGGUGGCCGCCAGUGCGGCGCAGGCGCUGAGCCGAGAGCAGCUGGCCUUGCUGAAGCUUGUGCUGGCCCGCGGCCUCUACCCGCAGCUCGCCGCGCCCGACCCAUUCAACAGCGGCCGCAAGGACUCCGACCAGAUUUUCCACACGCAGGCCAAGCAGGGCGCCGUGCUGCACCCCACCUGCGUCUUCGCCAGCAGCCCCGAGGUGCUGCACACUAGGGAGCCAGAGGCAAGGGGUGGCGAAGGGAGCCGAGACGACAAGGACAAGAUGAGCAGCAGGCACCAGCUCCUCGCCUUCGUGUCCUUGCUGGAGACCACCAAGCCGUACCUGGUGAACUGCGUGCGCGUCCCCGCCCUGCAGUCCCUCCUGCUGUUCAGCCGUUCCCUGGACACCAACGGUGACUGCUCCCGCCUGGUGGCCGACGGCUGGCUGGAGCUCCAGCUGGCCGACAGCGAGAGUGCCGUCGGGCUCCUGGCGGCCUCCCUGCGGCUCCGCGCCCGCUGGGAGCAGGUCCUGGCCCGGCAGCUGGCCCGGCAGGCCCGGCGGCGGCCGGAGGAGGAGGAGGAAGAUGAGGACGAGGAGGAGGCGGCGGUCCACCGCAGGGAGGAGGCGGCCCUGAGCAGGGAGCUGCUGCGGUUCGCAGUGUCCCAGGUUCCCUACAGCCUCCGGCGGCUCAUGGGGCUGGAAAUCCAGAACCUCUAUGUGGGACCUCAGACCAUCACGGCUGCCCCCAGUCUCCCUGGUCUCUUUGGCAGCUCUACCCUGUCCCCCCACCCCACCAAAGGGGGCUACGCGGUCAGUGACUUCCUCACCUACAACUGCCUCACGAGUGACACGGACCUGUACAGCGACUGCCUCCGCACCUUCUGGACCUGCCCCCAUUGCGGCCUGCACGCCCCCCUGACGCCCUUGGAGCACGUGGCCCACGAGAACAGCUGCCCCCAGGCCCCGCAGGACGGCGCCCCGGGGGCCGAGGAGGCCGCCCCCGAGCCCCCCCAGAAGGCGUCUGCCCUGCAGAGGCCCUACCACUGUGAGGCCUGCCAGCAGGACUUUCUGUUCACGCCCACGGAGGUGCUGCGGCACCGGAGGCAGCAUAUGUGAGCCAGCCGGGCCGGGACGAGGACUCGCGCCCGAACCCCCGGCCUGGGCUCAGCCCCGCAGGAAGUGGGGGGAACAUGUGAAUAAAGCCUUAUUGCUGACGCGGACCCUCAAGCCUGCCCUUCCAGACAGCGGCAGCUACCCGUGGCGGUCCUCCGCGUGGUCUGCCUCUCGCCCCUCCUGCUGCAGUCUGCCAUCGAGGUGGCCUGGCCCCGUGUGGGAGUCGAGGGCGAGCAGGGCCUCCAGGGUCCGGGUGCAGGGCCUGGGCUCCCUGCCGCUGCUGCCUCCCGAGUGUGCUCGUGGCCUCUGCUUUCCCUCGAACUCGGCAGCCUCGGUGUUGGCCCGGCCACAGGGUCCCUUCCAGACUGGGCAGGGGGACUGUGUGUGUCCCUGUUCACCUGGGCCCAUGGCUGCACCACAGGCCCGCUCACAGCGUGGUCUCCAGGCCGCUCCUGCUCAGGGUCCAGGGGCCAUUCUCAGCCAUCCCUGCGUCCUCCCUGGCUGGCCACGCCUGCCCUACAGACACGGAAGGGACGGGGGACACUGAACGACCGGAUGCCGUAAACCACACAACUCGGCUGAAAUGGGAAAUGUCUUGAAAGACAAACUACCAAAGCUCACCCGAGAAGAAAUAGAUACACUGGACCGCUGUGCGUAUCUGUUAAGGACAUUGUAUUUUUUAUUUACUUUUUAUUAUUUUUUUUGUGAGGAAGACUGGCCCUGAGCUAACAUCUGUGCCCAUCUUCUUCUAUUUUGUAUGUGGGAUGCGACCACAGCAUGGCUGAUGAGCAGUGUGUAGGUCCACGCCCAGGAUCCGAACCUGCGAACCCCAGGCUUUUGAAGCAGAAUAUGGGAACUUAACUAGUACACCACCGAGCUGGCCCCAGGACAUUGAAUUCAUAGUUACAGACACAGAGAACAGGUGGGGGUGGCUCCCUGGUGACCUGGAGCAGACACGGAAGAAUGAGGCACUGUGCUCGACACAGCUCCCUCACGGUGGGGAGGCCGCCUCUGGCCGAGUUCACGAGGGCAGCAUGGCUCUAACGCCAAAACCAAAGACGACUCCGGAAAGGAGGCUGUGGACCGACGUCCUCCGUGAGCGCGGACACAGAGAUCCCUCGUAAAGGUCCGGCGCCUCCCGCUCAGCGAUGUGCAAACAGCAGAGCAGCUCACGGCCAGGCGUCGCUUCUUCCGGGGCGGCCACGUUGGUUUCGCAUUUGAAAAUCAGUCAGUGUGACUGGCCAUGGCGCAGACGAGGGUGCGUGUGACAACCUUCGACAGCUCGAGACCGCGGGGAGACUCUGCACUCUGCGCUUGCAGUGCUUUGCUCUGGCCAGUGAGCCCAGCUCAACUGCCCUUUGCUCCGAGGUUCCGUCUUGACGCGGGACCCUGGGGAAGCCCUUUUUGUGUAUAUAUAUAUUUUUUCCUGAGUGUCAAAGCAACGCGUGGCGGCCUCAGGUGGGAUUGGAGCCUAAACAGAAGCCACUGCAGGUGCUUCAAACAGGAAGGGAUUUAACACGGAAUCGGGUGCUCACGAGACGGCGGGAGGCUGGGGCAGCGGCUCUGGGCCGGGCCCUUGGGAAGGACCCAGGACGACAGCACAGAGCCACGAGCCAGGGCCCUGCUGCCUCUGAACCACGGGGCUCAGCAGCACCCAGCCUGGCCGUGACCCGGGGUCCCAGCUCUGGAGGGACCCCACUCGCCGAAGCCUGUGCUACGUCCGAGUCCAGCUCCAGGGCGUCUGGGCGACAUGGCUGCCACCUCCGGCCUCUGCUGCCGGGACGGUGGGGGAGGCCGCCCGGCCCAGCCGUGUCCCCAGUGAGGGACGGGGAGAAAUGAGAAGACUGCAGCCGAGGGAGGGGACGCCCGCCCACCGCUCCCCGCCCCCCCCUGGGCUCAGGUGUCUCCCCAGGCCUCUGCCCGCGUGUCCGCACCCCUCUUGUAACUCAUCCAGGUUCCGCUGUGUGUCGUUCUCUGUCCUCUCCAUUGAAUGCUUCUCUAGCAUUGAAGGCUAGUUUGGAGUAUUUCUCCAGGUCAUUGUGAAUUCUUCCAAAAUUAGGUUUUCCAGGAGCCGUGAAAGGGCGCAUUGUUCGGCGCGCUGUUCAGCUCCUUGCUAAGCCCUGUUCCCGGCUCGGCCUUUGCAUCGGUUCUCUUCUCUUCUCUUCCAGUAACACAAUAGGCGCUAUCUUUGCAUACAUCUUCUUGCAGGAAUGUUGUCCAUUUCUUGGGUUCCUGUUUUUAAAAAGUUUUCUCCGUUAUAGAAAACUUGGAAAAGCUGGAGAAAAUAGUAAGGAAAAGGAGUGCCCUGGAGUCCCCCCGAGUGGCUCUGGGCGGGGGGCGCGGGCUGAGCGUGUUGUGGACCGGGAGACCCAGUGGCUUUACCCAGAGCAGCACAUC